Molecule: messenger RNA, 834 nt
Organism: Podospora anserina S mat+
Lineage: Eukaryota; Fungi; Ascomycota; Sordariomycetes; Sordariales; Podosporaceae
Exons: 2
Coding region: 1-834 (277 amino acids)
Source: RefSeq, a predicted model, not a curated record
AUGGAGACAAUGGAUGAUCACUCAUUCUUAUUCAAGUUUGUUCCGACAGAGGACAAGUACAUCAGCCUCCUCACCGGAGUCGUGACAUCGGUUGUCAAGGUAUCUUACCCAGCACCACCCUCCAUCGCCUCAGUGAACUACCAGAAAAUUGCCGAGGGAUUCUCACUUGCACUUGUGGAAAUAAGUGAGAACCUGAGAUUGGUGCAGAAGAAAACACAAGUGGCAAACACAAAAGAAAUGCAGAGGCUUGUCGUGGCACUGUAUGUUCAGGUCUUCAUAUUUCUUUGUCACGCCAUGUCUUUUCUCCAUAAACGGCACAAGAGAUUUCUGGCCUCAUUCAACAAAGGAUUUUAUGACAAGACGGUAAAAGCCACGGUUGAUGGUAUCCAAAAGACAAUCGGCGACAUCCGCAACGAGGCGCAACACACCACUGAGCUCCGCAUUGAGCACAUGCAUCAAAAGAUGAACGACCUGGAGCCAAUUUUGGCCAGGCUGCAACAGCUUGGAAUCCAGACUCACGCGGACACACAGCAGCAGGUCAAUGCGAAAGUUGCCGCAGCAGCACAGGGCUUUCAGAGACUGGGUGAGAAUGCUGUGCAUCAGCUCGAAGGUGUCGAUGAUCAGGUCACACACGGUAAGUUGGCCAUUCUCUUUCAUCCUAAACCCACAAAUGGGCCGCAGGGCCUUGAGUGUGCCGCGGGGCCUCGAAUCACUGUUGUCACAAAGAGUGUCGGUCCACUUUUGAGUUACCACCUCCAUUGUGUCCUGAUUUCCACCUGUCUAGGUAAUGCUGCGUGUGGUAUCCCACAACGGCGCCUUUGCUGCUGCAACUAA